AUGUAAUCACAACAAAAAACAACAUUUAAGAACAAUUAUCUACUUCACAUCCAGAAAAAUGCUUUAAUUUUAAAUGCUCUGGAUAAAUCACCUCAUGAGAUAUAUUCAAACCAUAAUAAAAAGAAGGCUCUUCUCAACCCAUUAAUGAUCACCAGCAUCUCAAACACUUCAAUAGGUAAAAAUGGUAAUACAAAUAAUUUCAAGCUAGUUGUUGACAAAAUUCAUUAGUAAUUUGAAUCUACUUAUGAUCUCUAACAUGAAACCUCAUAUUCCCCUGAAAAUAUUAGUACGAUUAAAAAUAAGAGUCCAAGUGCUAUUAAAAUUAUCAAUGGCUAUUAAUAGCAGAAAAAGAAUUAAGUUCUUAAAGACAUUUAGAAAAGGUUUGCAAAUCUUCUUCAUCUUAAAAAAUAAAACUAUAGCUUUAUUGGCUUCACCAAUUAAAAAGACUCAAAUGGAUCAUUUGAUUUGAAUGACUCAAAGAAAAAUAAUGAUAGCUAAGUUUCAAAUAGAGUACUAGAAUCAAGAUUAAGAAUUAGUGAUGAUUCCAGAUCAGUUAAUAGUAAAGGGACAGAUGAUGAGCAAGAUUUAGAAAAACUUAUUAAUAGACUAAAAAAAUAAAAUAAAAAACUAGAGACUAGACUUGAACACAAGCAAUAGAAUUCAAAACGUAAUAAAAAUGCAAAAUAAAGAAAAGAUAGUUUUAAGGAGAGCACAGGAUCAUUUAAGGGUUCUUCAGGAGUAACUAACUUAAAUAUGAGUAUCAAAGUAGAUGUGAAAAUGAAAAAUUUGAGAGAAUAAGAACCUCUAGUUUAAUCUAUUAAAAAUCAUGAGGUAAAGUAGAUUAAUACAGCAAUCAAUGCAACAAUGAUAAACAGCUUAGACUAAACGAAUAUUUAUCAAAACAUUACUAGCAGAGACAAGUUAAGCAACAAUGUAAACAAUAUUAACAACCAAAACUACUCAAUGUUUAUUAACAAAAUGCAUCUAUCUCCUCCGUAGUAAAUAAUAUCUCAUAGGCAGAUACAAAAACCCUAGAAAAUUGAUAUUCAUUCCUAUCAAAACUGGAAAAUUAACAACAUGAGAAGAAGAAAAAGGAAAGAUGAAAUAUUGAGAGAUAUAUAUCAUGAAUAUGUAGAUAAAAAUAGUACACAAUAAGAGAAUGGCAAGCUUGAAGAAAUCCAGACUUUGAAAAAUUUAGAGAUAUCUCAUCCGCAAUAUAAUUAAUCAACUAAAAACUAUCAGAAUUUUGAGGUAGGAGCUAAUUCAAUUCAGCACAGAUAAUUACUGCCAGGGUAAUUCACUAAUUCAAAGGGUAAAAAACAAUGCAACUUUGCAUAAAUUAGAGGAUUCACUCAGAAAUACAGUUGA
Molecule: messenger RNA, 1368 nt
Organism: Stylonychia lemnae
Lineage: Eukaryota; Ciliophora; Spirotrichea; Sporadotrichida; Oxytrichidae
Source: the annotation of a GenBank genome assembly